GGCAGGUCCGGCGGGCGGGACGUGGGCGGAGGAAGGACGGACGGACGGACAGACGGACCGGGGCCUCCGCGCAGUGCCCGCUCGCCCCUCGGUGCCCGCUCACCCCGUCCCUCGCCAUGGCGGGCGCCGUCGCGGGGCUCCGCGCCUCCUACCACCGCAUGCUCGACCGCAUCGAGCUGAUGCUGCCGCCGCGGUUCCGGCCCUUCUACAACCACCCCGCGGGUCCCAAAACAGUGUUUUUCUGGGCACCUAUUAUGAAAUGGGGUCUGGUGUGUGCUGGCCUGGCUGACAUGGCCAGACCAGCAGAAAAGCUCAGCACAGCACAGUCUGCAGUACUAAUGGCCACAGGCCUUAUUUGGUCACGGUACUCUCUAGUGAUUAUCCCUAAAAACUGGAGUCUGUUUGCUGUGAACUUCUUUGUUGGCUGUGCUGGUGGCUCCCAGCUUUUCCGAAUAUGGAGGUAUAAUCAGGAGUUAAAAGCACAAAAGCAGCUGCAGUAAAGAGAUGCUUAACCCAACAGGUCAAAUCUAGGAACGCACAAACCCAUCCCCAUGGGACCUAGCUUCACUGAUUUUAAUUUCUUUUUCCUCUGAGAAAAUAAAUGAGGAAAUUUAAAUGUUUAGAGAGCAAAUGCUUUCUAAGUGCAAAUAACAAAGUGUCUCCACACAUUUAAAUAAAGGGUAACCUUUUGAAAUGAA
Messenger RNA from Prinia subflava (tawny-flanked prinia), 698 nucleotides. It is a transcript of the gene MPC2, whose product is annotated as mitochondrial pyruvate carrier 2. The transcript is spliced from 5 exons. Bases 117 to 500 code for a protein of 127 amino acids. The record is from RefSeq and is a predicted model, not a curated record. Gene Ontology annotation, molecular function: pyruvate transmembrane transporter activity. Gene Ontology annotation, cellular component: mitochondrial inner membrane. Gene Ontology annotation, biological process: pyruvate import into mitochondria. Lineage: Eukaryota; Metazoa; Chordata; Aves; Passeriformes; Cisticolidae.